AUGUCUGACAUUUCAAGUCUUGUGAAACAGUUUUCCUUCUCGAAGAUCCUCAAAACCGAUCCUCAAACCAAAUCCAUUGUUUUAUUGGGUACAAUUGACUCGAAAGAUGCAAUAGUAUCUCUUGAAAAAUCCCAUUUUUUGAAUGAAUCGGUUGAAAAUAUCAAUUCGUUGAUCCAUGAUCUUCAAAUCAUAAAUCACAACGAUAUCUAUUACUGGUCCUUGACUUCUCUAAACCAAAAGUUACCAGAAAUUCCUGGUGCUAAGUUGAACAUCAUCUAUCCAGCUACUGAAACUCAUAUUAGAAAAUAUGGUGAACAAAAAUAUCAUUAUGUUCUUGAAACCCCUGAAAUGUACACCAAAUACGUCAUUCCGUAUAUAGAUACGAUGAAAGGUGACAGAAUAAAAUGGGUGUAUAACAUUCUAUUUGAAGGGAAAGAAGCUGAAACAUUUAUCCAUCAUGAUGAAGAUAAAACCAACGGGUUUGUUCUUUUACCAGAUAUGAAGUGGGAUAAAAUUAACUUGGAGUCUUUAUAUUUAUGUGCCAUAGUUAAGCGAAUGGAUAUUUCUAGUGUGAGAGACUUAAAUGAAUCACAUGUUGAAUAUCUUACUAACAUUAAAAGUCAAAUCUUGAAAGUUACUACCGAGAAAUACCCAAUUAAUAAGGACGAAUUAAGAAUUUUUAUCCACUAUCAACCUUCCUAUUACCAUUUCCAUCUCCACAUUGUGAAUGUUAAACAUCCUGGCUUAGGAGAUGGUAUAGCAGUUGGUAAAGCAAUAUUACUAGACGAUGUUAUAGAAAAUUUAAAAAUUUUGGGAGAUUAUUACCAAAAACGUACUAUUGGUUAUCUUUUAGGUGAAAACCACGGACUUUGGCAAGAUACGGGUUAUAGAAAUGCCCAUUUGAAUGCUAAUUAA
This is a messenger RNA of Hyphopichia burtonii NRRL Y-1933, 915 nucleotides long. RefSeq names its product 5'-(N(7)-methyl 5'-triphosphoguanosine)-(mRNA) diphosphatase. Bases 1 to 915 code for a protein of 304 amino acids. Gene Ontology annotation, biological process: deadenylation-dependent decapping of nuclear-transcribed mRNA. The transcript has a single exon. NCBI's taxonomy places the organism in Eukaryota, Fungi, Ascomycota, Pichiomycetes, Serinales, Debaryomycetaceae. Gene Ontology annotation, molecular function: RNA 7-methylguanosine cap binding; hydrolase activity. Gene Ontology annotation, cellular component: P-body; nucleus. The record is from RefSeq and is a predicted model, not a curated record.